AUGACAGUGAAGCCAAAGCAUGAGCUCUCAUCUGAUGAGGAAGAUAUACCACUUAACUCUCAAAAAAAGAGAAGAAGAGCUAACGCUACCCCAGCGAAUGGGAAUGACAUCAAAAUAGUGAAAAAGGAGGAAGAUGGAUAUGACAGUGACGAGGCGCUGUCCAAGGUUUCAAGGGCAUCCAAAGUGUCCAAGGUGCCAAAAAAGAACAAGAGUCAAAAGAAGAAGAAAGAAGUUCCACAGAAAAUUGUGAAAGAGGAGACUGCAAAUGAAGAAGAUGAAUCAAGAGACGCGUCAAUAGAUGCCGAGGAUUUCAAAUGGUGGGAGAAUCAAAAUAAAGACGAUAGCAUCAAGUGGACAACCUUGAGACACAACGGUGUUAUUUUCCCCCCAGAUUAUCAGCCACUACCUUCUCACAUCAAACUGUAUUACGAAGGUACUCCCGUGGCUCUGCCUCCUCAGGCGGAAGAAGUUGCAGGGUUUUUUGCAGCAUUACUUGAGUCUGAACACGCCAAGAAUCCAGUUUUCCAAAAGAAUUUCUUUGAGGAUUUCUUGCAAGUGCUGAAAGAAAGUGGUGGGGCCAAGAACAGCAUUGAAAUUAAAGAGUUCGAAAAGUGUGAUUUUCGAAAAAUUUAUGAUUAUUUUGAGUUGCAGAAAGAGCAAAAGAAGCAAUUGAGCCCACAGGAAAAGAAGCAGCUCAAGCUUGAAAAGGAAGAAUUUGAAGAACCAUAUAAAUUUUGCUUUUUAGACGGCAGGAAAGAGCAAGUGGGUAACUUUCGUAUCGAACCUCCAGGUCUUUUUAGAGGCCGUGGCGCGCAUCCAAAGACUGGUAGACUGAAGAGAAGAGUGUAUCCAGAAGAUGUUGUUUUAAAUUUGGACAAGGAAGCUCCCAUCCCCGAAGCACCUGAUGGCCACAAAUGGGGGGAGAUAAGACACGAUAAUACUGUUCAAUGGCUUGCUAUGUGGCGUGAGAACAUUUCAAAUUCUUUCAAAUACGUUCGUUUUGCCGCCAAUUCUUCUUUGAAAGGUAUCAGCGAUUACAAAAAGUUCGAGAAAGCUAGACAACUGAAAGAGCAUAUUGUGACUAUCAGAGCUGACUACAGGAAAAAUCUGAAAAGUAAAGUUAUGCUUGAAAGGCAAAUAGCGGUAGCAACAUAUUUGAUUGAUGUAUUUGCUUUGAGAGCUGGUGGUGAAAAGUCUGAAGACGAAGCAGAUACAGUUGGUUGUUGCUCCCUAAGAUAUGAGCACGUCACUUUGAAACCGCCCAAUACUGUUAUCUUCGAUUUCCUCGGUAAGGAUUCUAUUCGUUUUUACCAGGAGGUGGAGGUUGACAAGCAAGUUUUCAAAAACUUGACAAUUUUCAAAAAGCCACCCAAGAAACCCGGCCAUCAAUUGUUCGAUAGACUCGACCCUUCAAUAUUGAAUAAGCAUUUGCAAAAUUACAUGCCGGGCCUCACCGCUAAGGUGUUUCGUACCUACAACGCUUCAAAAACAAUGCAGGAUCAAUUAGACCUGAUUCCAAACGAAGGAACGGUUGCUGAAAAAAUGCUCAAAUAUAAUGCUGCCAAUCGUACCGUUGCUAUAUUGUGUAAUCACCAGCGUACUGUCACCAAGGGGCAUGCCGCUGCAGUACAGAAAGCUACCGAGAAGAUUGAAGAGUUGGAAUGGCAGAAGAUAAGAUACAAGAGAGCGAUACUAGAAUUGGAUAAAAGCGAGUUGAAAAAAGACCCCAAAUUUUUUGAGGAAAUUGAAGAUUUAACUAAAGAAGAGGAGGCUUCGAUCCACAAACGUGUUAUCGAAAGAGAGCGUGAAAAAUACAAUAAGAAAUUUGCAAGGGAGAACGAGAAACGUAAGUUCGAUAAAGAAGAACUGCUUCCCGAGUCUCAGUUGAAGGAGUGGCUCGAGCGUGUUGACGAACUGGAGGAGCAGUAUAAGAAAGAGCUGGAAACAGGAGAGAUCCAACUUAAAGCCACUCUUCAAAAUGUUGAAAAGCUAAGAGCUCAAAUCGACAAAUUAGAUCAGCGUAUCGAAACAAGCACUAUUCAACUGAAAGAUAGAGAAGAUAAUUCUCAAGUUGCUCUAGGAACCUCGAAGAUUAACUAUAUCGAUCCGAGAUUAUCUGUCGUGUUCUGCAAGAAGUACAAUGUUCCCAUUGAAAAAGUUUUCACCAAGUCACUUAGAGAUAAGUUUAAAUGGGCCAUUGAAUCAGCUGAUGAGAAUUGGCGGUUUUGA
Messenger RNA from Lachancea fermentati, 2229 nucleotides. NCBI's taxonomy places the organism in Eukaryota, Fungi, Ascomycota, Saccharomycetes, Saccharomycetales, Saccharomycetaceae. The record is from the annotation of a GenBank genome assembly.